CAGGUCUAAUUAUACUGUCUUGUCUCAGUUAAUUAAGGAGGCUUUUGCUUUCCAGAAAAAAGAAGUGUCUCUGAAUUGAAAAUCCUAAUUGUUCAGGUGACAAUAAAAAAUCACCUUUGAGUCUAUUUAUCAUCACAUCUCUUCUUUACCACUCUCAUAAAGAAACCAAAGAAAAACCAACGCUUGUUCUUUAUAUUGUCCUUCAUUCACUACCAUAAAGUCUCACAACCCCACUACUGUUUUCUAGAAUGUAUUUGAGUCUGCUGGGAAGAGGAGGAGGAGGAGGAGGAAGGUUUAUUUUUCAUCAUAUGAAAAAGAAGAUGAAGCAUUUCUAAUUCGUGAAUUUAUAAUGAUUGCCAUGUUCUUCUACUAUUCUAUGUUCUUCUCAAAAGUGUGCUAAUAUUUUGUGCAGAGUUGAGUAUCUUCUAUAACACUCUAAUCCCUCUCCUUUGUAGUCAAGUUCCAAUUUCUAGUAUUUUUUGCCAAGAAUCCAAGAUUAAGAAUUUGAAGAUCAUGGAGGUUUAUCAUCGUCCUUACAGGCUACUUCUUGAUCCUCAUCCUGUUAUCCCACCUAGUAGUACAGUAAGCAAACCCCACCAUGGUUACUCAAACGAAGCGAAUUUUGACACCAACAUGGUGAUCAUUUUAGCUGCUCUGCUCUGUGCAUUAAUAUGUGCUCUUGGCCUGAAUUCAAUUGUCAAGUGUGCUUUACGUUGCAGCCGGAGAUUUGCUUUCGAGUCAGAAAAUGCGCGUCUAGCUGCUACAGGGCUGAAAAAGAGCACACUGAGGCAACUUCCCCUGUCUGUUUAUGGAUCAGGAGUUAGUAUUCCAGCUACUGACUGUCCCAUUUGCCUUGGGGAAUUUGUGGACGGUGAGAAAGUGAGAGUUUUGCCUAAAUGUCACCAUGGAUUUCAUGUGAAGUGCAUAGAUAUUUGGUUGGCUUUACAUUCUUCAUGUCCAACAUGCCGACAAUCAUUGCUGGAACACAACACAACGACAGCAGCAGGGGAUGUUGAAACUGGAUUGAGGCAACCUCCUACUGCUCCUUCAAUAGCUGCUGCUGAGGAGUUGCGUUGUCAGAUGUCAAUGGUAAGAUGGAGGUCUUGUUACUAUGGCCAGCUAAUCAUGUAGAUCAAAAUUCAAAAGUCCCUUCAUUCCAAAAUUUCAAAUCAUGAUCUUCAACUGCCAGCAACACUGCCACUACUCAUUAAUCAGCAUCAGCACUGCGGAAACUGCUAAUUUGUUCAUAGAAAGCCAAAAGUUUGAAUAUUUCAUUGUGCUUUUUUUUUUUUGUCUCUGUUUGAUUUGAUAAGGCACAGUGAUAUAUUGAUUGUUAUCCAUAAGGAACAAAAGGAAUCAUGAGCAUGUGCUAAAAGAAGAGAAUCUCUCUGCACAUCUUUUCAUCAUAUAGCUAUUUCCUCCCCUUUUAUAGGUCAAAUUGGUCCACAGCAUCUCUUGGGAUAGAAAAAAAUAUCUAGUUAUUUCAAUUUACAAAGCAAGGUAUCAACUGGACAGUUAGGCAACAGACCCUCUCUGCUACCUCCUUUGACGUUUGAUUGGGUUCAUGUAGAAAAGAUUGGUGGCAAAAACUAACAUAGUGCUCAAAGGAAAAAUUUAGAUUGAUGAUUGAGUUGGAAGAAGUCAAUUCUAGAAUUAAAGAUUGGAUCUCCUUUCCACUACUUGCUUCCAAUUGCGAUCAAUGCUGCCUUUGUAUAAAACAAAAAGAAAAACAGUAAGUUCAACGCUAGGAGACACCAUAUGUGCUCAUUCAAAGCAACAACCCAAGUGCCCAAAGUACCACAUCUGUACGAAGGCCAUCACAGUGCAACUUUUGGAGACAUUUCUUGAUACUCUUUUGAUAAUUGGAAGAAGAGCGCUAAUAGUACUACUUUA
Solanum dulcamara is the source of this 1893-nucleotide messenger RNA. Its product is annotated as RING-H2 finger protein ATL74-like. Gene Ontology annotation, molecular function: transferase activity. The record is from RefSeq and is a predicted model, not a curated record. Bases 514 to 1131 code for a protein of 205 amino acids. NCBI's taxonomy places the organism in Eukaryota, Viridiplantae, Streptophyta, Magnoliopsida, Solanales, Solanaceae. The transcript has 2 exons. Gene Ontology annotation, biological process: protein ubiquitination.